GGUUCGUCCAAUUGUGAAGCAAAUCAAAACCGGCUGUAUCGUCUUUCGGAAACCUGCCGAGCUUCAAGCAUCCACCUUCGAAACCGGCUUCAUCGACCUUCAAAAACCCUAGUUUUCAGUGCGGCUACGUUGUUUUAUCUCCUCUUUGGAACUCCUGCGUGAAAGAUGAGACCGAUUUUGAUGAAAGGCCAUGAAAGGCCGUUGACAUUCUUGAAGUACAACCGGGACGGGGACCUCCUGUUCUCGUGCGGGAAGGACCACAACCCCACCGUCUGGUUCGCCGACAACGGCGAGCGCCUCGGUACCUACCGUGGCCACAACGGUGCAGUCUGGUGCUGCGAUGUCUCAAGGGAUUCGAUGAUGCUGAUCACGGGGAGCGCAGAUCAGUCGGCGAAGCUGUGGUCAGUUCAGUCGGGGGAGCAAUUGUACUCCUUUAAUUUCGGUUCUCCGGCUAGGGCUGUGGACCUCGCCGUCGGGGAUAAGCUCGCUGUCAUUACCACCGAUCCAUUCAUGGACUCUCCCUCUGCGAUUCACGUUAAAAUCAUCGCCCGAGACCCCGCUGACCAGAUUGGUGAAUCUGUUCUUACCAUCAAGGGCCCUCAGGGAAGAAUUAAUAGAGCGGUUUGGGGAGCACUUAACACCACCAUCAUAAGCGCUGGAGAAGAUGCUGUGGUUCGUAUAUGGGAUUCCGAGACAGGAAAACUGCUUAAAGAGUCAGACAAGGAAUCUGGCCACAAAAAAACAAUUACGGCACUUACAAAAUCUGCAGAUGGUUCUCAUUUCCUCACUGGUUCGCUUGAUAAAUCUGCUAAACUUUGGGACAUGCGAACGUUGACUCUUAUCAAGACAUAUGUGACCGAACGUCCAGUCAAUGCAGUUACAAUGUCUCCACUUCUUAAUCAUGUGGUGCUUGGAGGUGGUCAAGAUGCAUCGAAUGUCACGACUACUGAUCAUCGUGCUGGAAAAUUUGAGGCUAAAUUCUAUGACAAGAUUCUUCAAGAAGAAAUUGGAGGUGUGAAAGGGCAUUUUGGACCGAUAAAUGCUCUGGCAUUCAAUCCCGAUGGGAAAAGUUUCUCAAGCGGAGGUGAAGAUGGUUACGUACGGUUACAUCAUUUUGACCCCGAUUACUUCCACAUCAAGAUCUAGAUUUGGAGCAUAUAUUUAAAUUUGAAUCAAGCUUUGCAGCGAGCGUUUAAGGUAAAGUUUAAUUUCCUUGUUCGGCCAUAAUUUUUGUUGCGCGGGCAUUGGAUGAAACAAUGCUUACACUUUUGCUUCUUGGAACACAGUUUUGUAGAAGAUGUAAGAUUGUAUCUACAACAUUGACAAUUGAUCCAAUGAGAAUGAAGUGCUGGGAUGUAUAUCAA
Corylus avellana is the source of this 1364-nucleotide messenger RNA. Lineage: Eukaryota; Viridiplantae; Streptophyta; Magnoliopsida; Fagales; Betulaceae. The record is from RefSeq and is a predicted model, not a curated record.